Molecule: messenger RNA, 399 nt
Organism: Diabrotica balteata
Lineage: Eukaryota; Metazoa; Arthropoda; Insecta; Coleoptera; Chrysomelidae
Source: the annotation of a GenBank genome assembly
AUGUCUGUGAGGUUUAGUGACUUCAGGAAGUUCCAAGAACCACUUCGCUUGUUGGAAAAUCCAUGGACAAUAAUAACAGCAAAUGUAGCUUAUCUUUCUAGUUUUAGAUACGAAGCUAGGGAUUUGAAAAAAGAGUUAAUUGAUCUUCAGCAUGAUACAGAGCUCAAAAGUAUUUUUGAAGAAAAAAAGGAGGAAAAAACUCACUAUAAGUUUUGGGAAGCAGUUGAAAAUGGCAAAUUUCCUAACUUAAUUGACGGUGCUCAGAAGAUUUUGUGUAUUUUUGCAUCUACAUAUGUCUGUGCAUCUACAUUCAGUAAGCUGAACUUCAUAAAAAAUAAGUACAGAUCUAGGCUAACUAGUGAGAACGUUGAAAACAUUUUGAAAAUUUCAGUUUCUUAA